AUGAAGUUCAUAUUUAUAGCCAUCCUUAUGGUCACCUCUCUAGCUAGUGCAUGCAAAAUAUUUCAAGAAUAGCCAUUUAAUUAGUAGCAAUAUUCUAGGGAGCAAGAAAUUGCAAUCAAUCUCAAAUUAUCAAAUCACAUAAUCUUGAAUAUGGAGAGUGAAUCAGGCCCUCAUCAGAAGACAUACUCAACUCAACCUAGAAAUCAAGAUUUGAAAACAUUGUUCUAUAAAUUAUUAACUAUACAAGUCUGA
Paramecium octaurelia is the source of this 252-nucleotide messenger RNA. The record is from the annotation of a GenBank genome assembly. NCBI's taxonomy places the organism in Eukaryota, Ciliophora, Oligohymenophorea, Peniculida, Parameciidae.